Molecule: messenger RNA, 249 nt
Organism: Rhizoctonia solani
Lineage: Eukaryota; Fungi; Basidiomycota; Agaricomycetes; Cantharellales; Ceratobasidiaceae
Product: coiled-coil domain-containing protein
Exons: 2
Coding region: 1-249 (82 amino acids)
Biological process (GO): mitochondrial respiratory chain complex IV assembly
Cellular component (GO): mitochondrial inner membrane
Source: RefSeq, a predicted model, not a curated record
AUGUCGACUUCCAAGGCUAGCGCGAAUGCUUCGUAUCGGCCUCAGGGAUACGGAAUGUCUCCAGCGCUCAAAAGGGCUCGUCAACCGUUCGCAGUCCGAAACGCAUUGACCGGUAGUGCUAUUGCUGCAUUUGCAGUGGGCGUAUGGGCCUAUUCAAUCAGUGCGGUCAAGCAGGAUAACUUUGACGAUAUCGAUGCCGAGGCGAAUGCGGCCGGACUCAUCAAAAAGCAACCACCACGGCCGUCGUGA